AUGGACCCGGAAAAGGCUUCCACAGCCCGCCAAGGCGACCACAUCACACCCGAACCGGACUACAGCAGCUAUGACUACCCGCUGCCCACCAAGCCAGAGAGCGCAGCCCACGAUGGUGCAGCGGCGGUCAUAGGCAACGACCUGAUUCCCUCCGUCUCCAACGCCGUGGCCGGCGCGGGCGGCGCCAACUACCAUCACCAACACAACAGCGAUUUCAUCAACAACAGCACCAAGAACAACAACAAUGCCGCCUACGGCAAGGAAGCCGGAGUAGGAGGAGAAGAGGGUGCCGGAGACUCCACCGAUGACGAUGACGGCAACUACAUCCACCGCACCGACACCGCAGGGGUCGCCUCGACGACAGCAGGAGAGGAAGAAACUUACCCCGAGGGCGGGCUCCGGGCGUGGUCCGUCGUGCUGGGGUCCUGGCUGGCGCUCUUCUCGGCCCUGGGCAUCAUGAACAGCAUCGCCAUCUUCCAGACGUACGUUGCGACGCAUCAGCUCAAGGGAUACAGCGAGGGAACGAUUGGGUGGAUUUUCUCCGUGUAUACGUUCCUCUGCUUCUUUGGGGGUAUCUACAUCGGGCCCGUGUUUGAUCAGUAUGGCCCGCGGUGGCUCGUUCUCGCUGGGACGGUGUGUCUUGUCAUUGGCGUCAUGUUGUUGAGUAUAUGCACAGUAUACUGGCACUUCAUGCUCGCCUUCGGCAUCCUCUGCGGCCUCGGCAGCUCCCUCGUCUUCACCCCGUCCAUCGCAGCCGUAGGCCACUGGUUCAAGCGCCGCCGCGGCUUCGCGACAGGCAUGGCCUCCACCGGCGGCUCCAUCGGCGGCAUCAUCUUCCCCCUCAUGAUGAAGUCCCUCUUCCCCCGCAUCGGCUGGGGCUGGACCAUCCGCGCCGUCGGCUUCAUCUGCCUCGCCCUCUGCGGCGCCUCCAACUUCCUGAUCCGCUCGCGCCUCCCGCCCGCCCGCAACGCGAGCCCGCACCCGGACCCGCGCAUCUUCCGCAGCGCGGCCUUCAGUCUCACGACAGCGGGUAUUUUCCUGAUGGAGUUUGCGCUGUUUAUCCCGCUGACGUACAUCUCGAGCUACACGCUCAGCCAGGGGUUCAGCGAGUCCUUUGCCUUUUCCAUCCUGCCCAUCCUUAACGCCGGCAGCGUUCUAGGUAGGGCGCUGCCUGGUUGGUGGGCCGAUAGGGCCGGACCGUUUAACAGCAACAUGGCCGCCAUCGUGCUGUCCGCGGUCGCGUGCCUGGCCGUCUGGCUGCCCGCGGGCUCGACGGCCGCGGGCGUCAUCGUCUUUGCCGUGCUGUUUGGUUUUGCAAGCGGGAACAACAUCAGCAUCAGCCCCGUGUGCGUCGGGCGGCUGUGCAAGACGCAGCAUUACGGGCGGUACUACUCGACGACGUAUACCGCCGUCUCGGUCGCGUGCCUGAUUGGUAUUCCCAUUGGCGGCGAGAUUGUCACGGCGACGGGUGGCCAGUAUUGGGGUCUCAUUAUCUUCACUGGGCUGGUGUAUGUUUUGGCCUUGGCGGCGCUCAUGGCUGCCAAGUUUGUGUGCGUUGGAAAGGUUAUCUGGGGCAAUUUCUAG
Messenger RNA from Colletotrichum abscissum, 1584 nucleotides. Its product is annotated as major facilitator superfamily transporter. The coding region runs from base 1 to 1584 and encodes 527 amino acids. The transcript has 2 exons. Gene Ontology annotation, cellular component: membrane. Lineage: Eukaryota; Fungi; Ascomycota; Sordariomycetes; Glomerellales; Glomerellaceae. Gene Ontology annotation, biological process: transmembrane transport. The record is from RefSeq and is a predicted model, not a curated record. Gene Ontology annotation, molecular function: transmembrane transporter activity.